AUAACCUUCAAGGGCAACAGUUUCAGGAAUAGAAUUUUAUUCCAUUUUUUGUUUUGUUUAAUCUGGUAAAAGCAAAAAUUUAAUUUGUUAACGUCGGAAAUGAACAACAAUGACUAUUUAUUUGUUAAAGUUUUUUUUAUUUAUGUCUACUUUGGACAAAGUUUUGUUAGGUUUUCAAGAAAUGAAUCUUGUUGUUGUGGAUAGUACAUCUCAAGAAGAAAAUCCAGCUCAUUUACUUAAGUUUUUAAAUGAUUCUUUGGUGCUUGGGUGCUAUUUAAAAAAUAACACAGAAGAUAAUGACAUUGAUCUUAAAUGGAUUUAUUACAGAUCAUCUUUUGAUGCAAUAGAUGAAGACUUUAGUAACGAAUCAUCCAUUGCAAAACCAUAUGACAUAGUUAAUGAAAAUGGUACCCUUAAACUUCACAUAUCUCACUUGCAACUUGUACAUAAUGGCAAAUACAAGUGCGAAGCAAGAAUCAAUGAUUCUGAAGUAUAUAAUCAAAAUGUAACGCUUAUUGUAAAAUCAAGACCAAAUCCAUGUGAAGGUAGAAUUAAAUGUAGUAAUGGAAGAUGCAUCCCUGAAGAAUGGUGUGAACCUUGUGAUCCGCAAAAGAUAAAUUGCACAAACAGGUACAUCCAUGAUUGUUGUCCAAACCAAGUCAUCAUAAAUUUUCCAAAAGGAUUAAUAUACGGCGAUGGAAGUUAUCCUGGAAGAUAUAAUGAUUACGAUAGACUUAAUAUGCAACAGCAUUAUGAUAUAAAUUUUAUUCAGACGACAAUCUACACUAUCAUUGGUUGUGCAUUAGUAUUUAUGAUCAUUGGAACAGUAUUGGUUGUGGCUAUUUGUCGCAUUCAUAUGAAGCGUUCACCCAUUACUCAUGUGCCAAAUAAUAGACGGAGUUAUACUACCACUGCAUAUCACAGAGCAUUUACUCAAGAAAUUGGUGUCUACGACUUAGAUAUAUCGGUGAACCGACCUGAAGGACCAGGUCUUCUCGUUACUUACAACAUCAACAAUGGCGUUCAAAUAGUUGGUAGUCCUGUGGAGCCUCCCCCUUAUUCUGAAAUAGCAUCACUUCCUCCUCGAGAAGGACCUCCACCCCCCUAUACACUUUCUAAUUUGUAUGAUAAUACUCAGAAUCUUCUGAAUGUAAGAUCUGCUCAGCGUGAAGCAUCGCCUAAGUCCAAUAAUAAUAGACCAAUACGACAUGGUUUAUCGAAUGGUAGAGUGUCUUCAGAGCCUUCAUUGUUAAAUGUUAACAGACUGUAAAUAUUGUUUUUAUUUUAUUCUUUUUUUAUAGUAAAACAAGUUUAUAAAAAAUAGGUGCUAAUUUUUUAAAUAAAUGAAAUUGCAUUUU
Messenger RNA from Nezara viridula (southern green stink bug), 1358 nucleotides. Lineage: Eukaryota; Metazoa; Arthropoda; Insecta; Hemiptera; Pentatomidae. The record is from the annotation of a GenBank genome assembly.